Penicillium pulvis is the source of this 760-nucleotide messenger RNA. Its product is annotated as ubiquitin-conjugating enzyme E2. Bases 107 to 589 code for a protein of 160 amino acids. The transcript has 4 exons. Gene Ontology annotation, cellular component: nucleus. Gene Ontology annotation, biological process: protein polyubiquitination; proteasome-mediated ubiquitin-dependent protein catabolic process. Gene Ontology annotation, molecular function: ubiquitin conjugating enzyme activity. The record is from RefSeq and is a predicted model, not a curated record. NCBI's taxonomy places the organism in Eukaryota, Fungi, Ascomycota, Eurotiomycetes, Eurotiales, Aspergillaceae.
UUCCGCCAGACGGAUACGAUAUUCCGCCUCCGGACUGGACAACGCCAACCGUGACCCAAAUUCGUGAUCGACGACUCUCUCGUCAUAGCUCCAGAAGCUCGAAACCAUGUCGCGUUCUUUCGCAAACAAGCGUUUAAGCAAGGAGCUUAUCAAGAUCAAAGACCACGUUCCGCCCGGCAUUGCGGUAGUAAAAUCCGACAGUUUGGAAGAAUGGCAGAUGGACAUUAAGGUCCUUGAUGACAACCCUCUCUACAAAGAUCAGACAUACCGACUCAAGUUUACUUUCUCGGCCAAAUACCCCAUUGAGCCCCCAGAAGUACAAUUCAUUACACUCCCACCCUCCUCUGAGACACCCCGGGCUAUCCCUAUGCACCCACACAUUUACAGCAACGGCAUCAUCUGUCUCGAUCUUCUGGGCCAAUCGGGUUGGUCUCCUGUGCAGACUGUAGAGAGUGUCUGCAUGAGCCUCCAGAGUAUGUUGACAGCCAACACCAAGGACGAGCGGCCACCGGGUGACCAUGAGUUCGUAAUGCACAAUCGUCGACGAAUUCGUGAUAUCAACUUCGUCUACGAGGAUGAUAAUGUUUGAUGGAAUGGUUUCUCUUUCAUUUUCAUUAGUGGUUCAGCGAGGAUCAUCUUAUUCUAGAGGAGUUAUCGGUUUUCUGCAAGGGCUUCUUUCAUCUUGUGAAUAAUGGGAAUGAGGAUACACAUCUGUUGAGUUUUGCAGAUUCGAUUUUCUCCCUUUUCUUGCAUUUUUGAU